AAUCUUUUUACUCAUCUGAGAAAAAGUGCGACAUAUUAAAGAACAAAUGGAGCAUUUUGCGAACCGAUCGACCCAAGCGCAACAGCCUGUCUACACCACAACACCCUACAAUCUAUAUCCUAAUCAGCCACCGUAUAUUGCAAGUUAUCAAGCCGUUCCGCAACAUCAUCCCGUAACAUUUCAGCAAGGUCCAAGCCAUUACUCUCGUCCGUCCAUUGGUACUGGGCAGAUAGCAAAUAAUGUGCAACAACGGCAAGGUGGUCAUGAAGUUGGUGGGAACGGUGUAAAUCGUGGUAGUGUACACCAGGGCAAUGUACCGUCGGGAAGUAUCACACAUCAAGGUAUGCAUCAAUCAGGAACUGUUUCUGCUGAUGGACCGCAUAGUAUUGCUCAAGGCAUUACACCACUGGCAGCUUCACUUACACCACAUCAUUGUAUGCUUUCGUCUCAGGAUAUGCCACUGCGAAUUGUUGUUGAUGCAAGAUAUGUGGGAGCCAUCAUCGGUCAGGGUGGAUCGAGCAUUCGUGAAAUAACGAAAGAAUCCAAAGCACGCUGUGUUGUUGAUGUGCAGAGAGCUGCGCGUGAUCUUACUAAAAAUACUGAAAAGGUUAUAUCCAUUUUGGGGCAGCCGGAGGGUUGUUCAAAAGCAUGCAUCAAAAUUUUAGAAGUUGUGAGGAAGGAAAUGGAAAAAGAUAACACUAUUGCACAACAUCCUGAUAUCGAACUGAAAAUCCGCGCUCAUAAUCAGCUAGUUGGACGUUUGAUUGGCAGAGGUGGUGCCACGAUCAAAAAGAUUAUGGAAGAGACUGGUGCUCAUAUUUAUGUGUCGAAUGAACCGACUUUGGCACGUGAUGCUUAUGCCUUGAUGCCACCCUAUACUGCUUCAUCGUUGUAUGGAUCUGAUGUGUCAGUGCACCUGGAACGAACAGUCACUGUGAAAGCUUCCACAAUGAGUGUUGUUUCUGCAGCGGAACAAAAAAUAAGUCAGAAAUUACGUUUAAGUUUUGAAGCCGAUGUGAAUAGUCGGAUAAUGUUUUCAAGUUCGGGUGCUGCAGCAUCUAUGCCUUUAAUGACGUCUAUGGGCGAAGCAGGUUAUCUGACUGCUGCCACUGGUCUCCCUCCCGCUCAUUAUGUUCGCAAUACGGUUGGUACUACCACAACUGCUGCAAGUCAGCAGCAGGUUCGUACUGUUCACAUGUGGGUACCGAAUAACAUGGUUGGUGCGCUGAUUGGUGCAAAGGGUGCUCACAUACGAAGUGCAAUACGGCUGACAGGUGCGCAACUGCGCAUUGAAGGCGGAGGGAUGAAUAAAGACAAAAAGGAAAACAGAGGAGAAGGAAACAAUGAAAAAAGUGAUAAGGAAAACAGCACCGAAUCGGUAAAGGAGGAAACGGUGGCGGCAAAUGAAAGGGUUAAUGAACCGGGUAAGGAUGAAAAUAACAGCGAUGAAAAACAGAUUGAGAAGAAAGAAGAGAAUGUAGAAAAGACAACAUCACCAAAGUUGGCAAAGGAUAAAGAUAAGGAUGUGCAUGCUGAGGAACGUCUUGUGACGAUUAUUGGCAACGAUCCUCAACAGUACAAAGCACAAUUCUGGAUAUAUCAGCGCAUUGCCGAACAAAGUUGCCACUACAUGGAUGAAGUACGAUUAUGUACUGAAAUUGCUGUGCCGAGCAGACUUGUUGGAAGAAUUAUUGGAAAAGGAGGUCAAAAUGUUCGCGAGCUACAGCGUAUGACGGGAGCACAGGUAAAAAUCCCGGAUGAUACAGGUGAUGAUGAAACCCAAAAAGCAACGAUUGUUCGUGUACUCGGUAAUUUUCAGUCAUCGCAAGCUGUGCAAGCGAGGCUUAGUCAGCUUAUCAAUGAUUUUUCACAGCGACUAAAUAUUGGACCUACCAAUGGGCAAAGUACUUCCAGCACUCAGGGUAUGUACAGAAGCUCAACAUAGGUUCUUCGCCGAGUCUUCAAGAUGGUUAAACACUGUUGGAGAUUGCAAAUUAAAAAAGUGUGCAUUCUCAGCACUUUGAAAAACCAGAAGGAUUAGUGUCAGGUUAUUUGUCGGUGAAUUGUUUUAAUUUAUGAUGCGGAAAUUUGAUUUGUUAUGAGAUUUCUUUUGGACCUGCACUGGAAAAAUAGUCAGAUGUGUGUGUAUGAUAAUGCAUAUAUGCACGUUUUGACAUAUCUUGUAUAUUCUGGCUGUGUCAUUAAUAUUACUAUAACUGUUAUUUGCAAUUUUUAGGCCCAAGGCAGCAGAAUUUACCAAUAUUUGUUGAAUUUUUAAGUUAGGGAAGAGUAGGA
Molecule: messenger RNA, 2295 nt
Organism: Loa loa (African eye worm)
Lineage: Eukaryota; Metazoa; Nematoda; Chromadorea; Rhabditida; Onchocercidae
Product: KH domain-containing protein
Exons: 15
Coding region: 47-1945 (632 amino acids)
Biological process (GO): regulation of gene expression
Cellular component (GO): cytoplasm; nucleus
Molecular function (GO): mRNA binding
Source: RefSeq, a predicted model, not a curated record